GAUGUGACCUGUACUGGGGAUGUGACCUGUACUGGGUGUGUGUCCUGUACUGGGUGUGUGUCCUGUACUGGGUGUGUCUCCUGUACUGGGGAUGUGACCUGUACUGGGUGUGUCUCCUGUACUGGGGGUGUGACCUGCUGGGCAGUUGGUCAAAUUCACACUAGAUUGCAGCUCUAAGAAUUAAAGGCAGACACACAGUUUCCCCUCUGUGUUUAGGACCUGGCUCUACAUGGCAGAACAGAAAGCAGUUGGCAGAAAAAGGCUAGACACCGCCUUUGCAAAAUCGAGAUUGAACCCACGAUUCUUUUCACGGCCGGCAGCCUUUCCUCGACGUUUUAAUACACUCCGCGCUACCGCCGGGGACACAGUCGACCCGGCCUGUUGCCUCUCACCUGAAAUCAGUGCAGGGGCCAGAGAGAUCAGGUGGUUUAAGGGGACAGACUGCGUUAAAGUGUCCCCGAUUACUGUGGAAAGUGGCUCGAAAGGCAGAGUGGCAUUUGAUAAUGUCUCUUUGACACUGGAUGAUGUAAAAGUCACCGAUUCUGGACAGUACAGGUGUGAAAUGCUGGGAGAGAAGAAAGAGGCACUCUUCAUUGUUCAUUUGCAUGUGUCAGAGUUUAGACUGGUGUCCAGAUCCGAAGAUGUUGGAGAGCCAUCUUUCAUUGCGGCUUACUGUGUAUACUGCAAGAGCUUUCCAGAUUUUGGACCUCAUGUUUUCUGUGGUCAUGAUGUCACUCUGCCCUGCUACCUCUCUCCUGAAACCAGUGCUGUUGCCAUGGAGAUCAGCUGGUUUAAAGGGACAGACUGCAUUUACCUGUACCUGAAUGGUCAGGUGACGGUGGGGAGGGGCUACGAGGGCAGAGUGAGCAUGUUAACUGAGGAUCUGCAGAGAGGAAACGUGUCUCUGAGUCUGCGAGAUGUUCACAGGUCAGAUUACGGAGAGUACUGGUGUGAGGUCACUCAUGGAGGACAAACCAUGCAAAACGAUGGAGUUCAUUUGAAAGCGUUUAAAUUGUCCUCCCAUCCAAAGCGAAGUUUCUCAGAUUCUGUUCCUCAGGUUCGUACUGUCCAUGCCUGGGCUGGUGAUGAUGUCACUCUGCCCAGCUUACUCUUUCCUGAAACCAGCGCCGUUUCCAUGGAGAUCAGGUGGUUUAAAGGGACAGACUGCAUUUACCUGUACCAGAACGGUCAGGUGACAAAGGGGAGGGGCUACGAGGGCAGAGUGAGCAUGUUCACUGACGAGCUGGAGUACGGAAACGUAUCUCUGAAGCUGGAAGAUGUCCAAGACUCAGAUGGAGGAGAAUACAGAUGUGAGGUCGCUUGUGGAAAAGACAAGUUGGAAAACAACUUUCACCUGCAUGUAUCAGAGUUAAAGCUGGUCUACAGAUCUGAAGAUGUUGGGAAAACCUUUGAAUCCCUCUUGAUUCGUUUCGAGAAUAAACAGACUGUUCUUCCGCUUCACGAGACCCUGGCCUUUCUCGGUCAUGAUGUCACUCUGCCCUGUUACCUCUCUCCUGAAACCAGUGCUGUUGCCAUGGAGAUCAGGUGGUUUAAAGGGACAGACUGCAUUUACCUGUACCUGAAUGGUCAGGUGACAGAGGGGAGGGGCUACGAGGGCAGAGUGGACAUGCUGACCCACCAACUGCAGAAAGGAAACGUGUCUCUGAACCUGAGUGAUGUCCAGUGGUCAGAUGAUGGAGAGUACAGAUGUGAGGUCACUUGUGGAGAAAAAAUGGUGGAUGCUUCAUUUUACAUUAGUGUUAUUGAGCUUCAGGCGGGACGUGUUCGUGUUGAAACACAAGAAGAGCGAAAAAGACGUGCGAGUGAUUCGAGUGACCAUCGGCCCAAAGAGCCAGAAAAGCCAGGGAGAAGGUGGAGUUAUGAAAUGCUUCCUCCAGAGUUGUGAGGGGAGGAACAACAGGAGAAUCCACCAAAGAAGAGCGAGAGGAUGAGGGAUGAGGGAUGAGUGGAGGAGAGAAAGAGAGAAGAAGAGAUUAAGAAUCUAUUAGCAUCUAUCUAUUAGUGUUACGACCCCGCGUUUUGUCUGGACUGCUGUGGGAUCAGUGACGUGGCACUAACGCUGACCUGGUGAUGAUGGAAACCGGGUGUGCUAGGACACUUCAUGCAACACUAGAAGAGUCAAUCUGUGGACGGCGCCAAAGAAAAGAGCAAAACAAACCCAGCCGCGCUCGCUUGCACCGAAACAAAGCAUAGCCCUAAUCCAGAAAAGGAAACAAGCUCACUACUCUAAACUUCCCUGGCCGGGAAUCAACCGUGCCCUCUGGCCUAGAGGACCUUCUACAUGCUGAGGACGUAUAGGCACACCCCUCUUACCUGUCUGAAACCCCAGGUGGUACAACCAUACGGUGGCCAAGGAGACCCAACAAGCUACAAAUAAACAGGCUGCAAAACACAAGCACUUAUCAUAACGACGGCACAGCGAAAAUACUGAAACACCCGCAACUUCAGAAACGCAGAUAAGCCAGGACACUCCGAGAGGGCGGAGCCAUUCGGACUUAAAUUCUGAGCACAAACACUCGGCACGGGACGUGUUCGUGUUGAAACACAAGAAGAGCGAAAAAGACGUGCGAGUGAUUCGAGUGACCAUCGGCCCAAAGAGCCAGAAAAGCCAGGGAGAAGGUGGAGUUAUGAAAUGCUUCCUCCAGAGUUGUGAGGGGAGGAACAACAGGAGAAUCCACCAAAGAAGAGCGAGAGGAUGAGGGAUGAGGGAUGAGUGGAGGAGAGAAAGAGAGAAGAAGAGAUUAAGAAUCUAUUAGCAUCUAUCUAUUAGUGUUACGACCCCGCGUUUUGUCUGGACUGCUGUGGGAUCAGUGACGUGGCACUAACGCUGACCUGGUGAUGAUGGAAACCGGGUGUGCUAGGACACUUCAUGCAACACUAGAAGAGUCAAUCUGUGGACGGCGCCAAAGAAAAGAGCAAAACAAACCCAGCCGCGCUCGCUUGCACCGAAACAAAGCAUAGCCCUAAUCCAGAAAAGGAAACAAGCUCACUACUCUAAACUUCCCUGGCCGGGAAUCAACCGUGCCCUCUGGCCUAGAGGACCUUCUACAUGCUGAGGACGUAUAGGCACACCCCUCUUACCUGUCUGAAACCCCAGGUGGUACAACCAUACGGUGGCCAAGGAGACCCAACAAGCUACAAAUAAACAGGCUGCAAAACACAAGCACUUAUCAUAACGACGGCACAGCGAAAAUACUGAAACACCCGCAACUUCAGAAACGCAGAUAAGCCAGGACACUCCGAGAGGGCGGAGCCAUUCGGACUUAAAUUCUGAGCACAAACACUCGGCAGUAAAAGUCGACUUUUAUUAGACUUCUGACGUCACUGUAUCGUCCUGGGAGUUCGCUGUAGAGAGUAACUAACACCAGCUAACACUAACCCUAACUAACUAACCCUAACCCUAACGACCACAGCAGUCACGACACGUCAGGGAGCGAAGUAGCCAGCCAGGUACACCAUGAACUGGGGAUGUGAGCAUCUGAGUGUCUGAUCUACUUCCGUCAGUGAUUUUCCAUCAUGGAUAUUCCAUCCCCUUUGAGUCUUCCAGAGACACAGUGUGGUCAGCAUCUGGUGUUUAACGGGCAAAUUUGUAGUCAUUACGAGUAACAUACUAUUCAUGCUUUACAUGUUGGAUAUUAAACACUGUUUUAAAGUAA
This is a messenger RNA of Pygocentrus nattereri (red-bellied piranha), 3677 nucleotides long. Its product is annotated as butyrophilin-like protein 2. The record is from RefSeq and is a predicted model, not a curated record. The coding region runs from base 230 to 1906 and encodes 558 amino acids. NCBI's taxonomy places the organism in Eukaryota, Metazoa, Chordata, Actinopteri, Characiformes, Serrasalmidae. The transcript has 15 exons.